AACAGGGCUUGGCUUGGCUGAUUUCACAUCACAAGUGCCAGAGGAUCAGGAGACAGAAGCAUCCCAACACACCUGAGCAGUGUGAGCCGAGGAGCACCGCGCAGAACUGUAAGUGCAGACUCCUUUGCAAGAGCAGCCUUGGGCCAUGAAACAGAUUCAUCAGAAUGAACUGAUGUGUAAACAGCCUCUGGUAAGAGAUCUGUGCAAGCUUUAAUUGUAGUGUGGUUAAAGCCUGUCUUUUCUCUUUCACCUAAAUGAGGACGAUCUUAAAAUUUAUUCAUUCAUUCCAGUAGCAUCUCUCAAAUAAGCUGUGGCACUGGAAUCCUUUAUCUCAAAUCUUAUGCUGGUGCCUAAACACCAGGCUCGAAUGACUAGAGUAAUUGGCUGCCUAACAUUUCCUUCUGUAAUUAAUUUUUCUCCCCAGGAAAGUACUUCAAGUCCAAUCCAUCGGUGAGAAGAAGUCCUGAGGCCAUGAUUGCUUCACAGAUUCUCUCCACUCUCACUUUUGGUAAGUCAGAUUCUCUCCACUCUCACUUUUGUGCUCCUCAUUAAAGACAGUGCGGGCUGGACUUACAAUGUGUCCAGGGUAAACAUGACUUAUGAUGAGGCCAGUGCUUACUGUCAGCAAAGGUACACACACCUGGUCGCAAUUCAAAACAACGAGGAGAUCGAGUACCUGAACGCCAUGUUGAGCUAUUCUCCAAGUUAUUACUGGAUUGGCAUCAGAAAAGUCAACGGUGUGUGGAUCUGGGUGGGGACCCAGAAGCCCCUGACUGAAGAAGCCAAGAACUGGGCUCCAGGAGAACCCAAUAAUAAGCAGAAAAACGAGGACUGCGUGGAGAUCUACAUCAAGAGACCAGAAGGUUCCGGCAUGUGGAAUGACGAGAGUUGCAGUAAAAGGAAGCUCGCGCUGUGCUACACAGCUGCCUGCACCCAAGCCUCCUGCAGCGGCCACGGGGAGUGUACAGAGACCAUCAACAACUACACCUGCAGGUGCCAUCCUGGCUUCAGUGGACUCGAGUGUGAGCACGCUGUGACCUGUAAAGCACAGAAAGACCCUGAGCACGGGAGGCUGGUUUGCACUUCACCCUUUGGGACCUUCAGCUACAAUUCCUCCUGCUCCGUCAGCUGUGACAGUGGCUACCUGCCAAGCAGCGUGGAGACCACCCAGUGUAGGUCCUCUGGGGAAUGGAGUGCUCCUCUUCCCACCUGCAGAGUGGUGGAGUGUGCUGCUUUGACAAAUCCAGCCAAUGGAACCAUGGAUUGUGGCCUGGGCCCUGGACGCUCCCCCUGGAACACCACAUGUACAUUUGGCUGUAAGGAAGGAUUCGAACGAGUGGGAGCUCAGAACCUCAAGUGUACCUCCUCUGGGAACUGGGAUGACGAGAAGCCCCUGUGUAAAGCUGUGACAUGCGAAGCCAUCCAUCGGCCUCAGCAUGGCUCUGUGCACUGUAGCUACUCCACUGCUGGAGAGCUCACCUUCAAGUCCUCCUGCAAAUUCAGCUGCAAAGGGGGCUUCAGGCUGCUGGGACCAGCCCAGGUUGAAUGCACAGCACAAGGGCAGUGGACACAGCAAACACCAGUGUGUACAGCUGUGCAGUGCGAUGCUCUCCCUGUGCCCCUGAAUGGCUCCGUGAAGUGCUCUCCUUCCCCUACUGGAGAGUUCACCUACAGGUCCUCUUGCACCUUCCACUGUGACGAUGGCUUUGACUUACAUGGAUCAGCUCAACUGGAGUGCACAUCUCAGGGGCAGUGGACACACGAGGUCCCCUCCUGCCAAGUGGUACAGUGUUCAAGCCUGGCAGCUCCAGGAAAGGUCAACAUGAGCUGCAGUGGGGAGCCUGUGUCUGGCACUGUGUGUGAGUUUGCAUGUCCUGAGGGCUGGAUGCUCAAUGGCUCUGCAGCUCUGACAUGUGGUGCCACAGGACACUGGUCUGGGACGCUGCCUACCUGUGAAGCUUCCCCCGAGUCCAGCACUCCCUUGGCAGCUGGACUUUCUGCUGCAGGAACCUCCCUCGUGGCACUGGCGUCAGUCCUCCUCUGGCUUCUGAAAUACUUUCGGAAGAAAGCAAGGAAAUUUGUCCCUGCCAGCAGCUGCCAAAGCCUUGAAUCCCAUGGAAACCGCCAGGUGCCUCUGGACUCCAUCUAAGCUCGAAGGAGUCUGGUAAGACUUGCAAGUGGCAUGUCAUGAGGGAGCAUCUCCCUAGGCGUUUGGCUCAUCCUUGGGCCCCUUCCAGCCUGCAUUGUCCUCAGGACCUCUCCAUCUCCAUGGCACUUACUGGAAAGGUGUUUUGUUUCUUUGCAGGAGAGGGAAGAAACAGAAAUCUGGCUUUCUUGAGCCAUUUCCUUUAUGAAAGAUAAUAAUGAUGGUGACAACUGACCCUUAUGUGGCACUUACUGUGCCCUAGGAACUGUUCUAAGCUAGGAACUCCAUGAGAUAGGAUGAUUAUUCUAUUUCUCCUGACUUAGAUGGAGCAGAGGAGGCAGAGAGAAGCGAAGUGACUUGCCUGAAGUCUCAAAGCUCCUAAGUGGUGUAGCAGGAUUCAAGCACAGGCAGUGUGGUUCUAGAAUCUGUGUUCUUAAACAUCUGCUCUGCUUUGUGAGGAUUUGGAAGGGUCAAGUAAAGUCCCUUGAAAUACUUAAAAAAAUAUUAUAUGAUUUUUGUGCAACUUUAGAUUAAUGGAAAAAUUGAAAAAUCUUAGAGUUACCAGCAUCUUGAACUAGCAUGAUUCAUUUGAUGCAACUGAUGGAUCAGUAUAGAUGCAUUACUAUUAGUUAAAGUCCCCAGGUUACUUUAGUGUUCACUGUGUUGUGCUUUCUGCAGGGUUUAACAGAUAUGUAAUCACCUGUAGCCACCAUUACUGUGCCGUAAAGAAUAGUUUCCCUGUUCUAACUGAACAGCACUUGAUGUUGCUAUUUGGGUGGCCCCAGGCAGAAUGCACAGUAGCCUGUGCUGGGAUGUGCAUUUUGUUGUCACUUACAGUAUGCAUUAUGCUGAAGUUUUCUGGUGACAUGCACGUUUGCUUGCGCUUGCAGGAACACUGGUGCAUCCCGGGAACUAGACUGAACCACUGAAGACAGCAGAGGUGUCCUGCCCCCUGGCCUUCCUGGCCCAUUGUCCUAUGCCUUGACAGCUGGGACCAUGACUUCAGUGGAUUAAGUUCAGAGCCAAGUGCAGUCUUCCACCAAAAAGACUCAAUCUUCUCGUUCCUAUUCUCAGGACGAAGAAAUUGCUGGCUAGGCUAUUAGAGGAGAGGGUCUUCUUCAAAGCAAGCUGAAGAAAUCAAGAGUCUGGACUCUCAGAAUUCCUUUCCUAACUCUCGGUUGGAAGCUCUGAAUCUCAGUGGAGAAACAAUGUUUUCUGGCUCUGUUUCUCUUGUCCCUCACUGUGUUGCAACUGCUAGUUACAGUAUUGCAUUUAGAGGAGUACAUAAUAAUUAUCAACAGUUUACAGGAAACCAAUUGUCCAGUGAUAUUUGGCUUCCAACUUGGGGGUGGGGGAUACACGACAAGAUUUUUAAUGCCCAGAGACAACUGCACAGAAGGCUGUUGGUGGUGCGAGGUGCAAAUCCUACUUAGUACUCAGUGCCAGGAUCACCAAGCAUGGUCCUGAUCAUGUCCCUGUGGGACUCAGGGCUUUUAAAGUGUUCUUAGAGGUAGUAUUCGUCCUAUUUGCCUUGAAUAUAGUAUGCUCCUCCUCAAUUCUUAAUUUAGAACAAGGUUUACAAGGGACUUUUGACAUUGGUAGGUGUUGUCGACUAUGAUAGGGUAAAUAUUCCUGAUCUAGGUUGCCACCUCCUUGUUUAUUAACAAAUUUAAAUUUGCAUUUGCUGUAGAUUUAUGUAAACAAACAUGCAAACCAGUAUGAUGUUCUGAGGUUUUACUGCAAUUGUGUGGGACAUGAUGCUCUCAGGAGAGUGAAAACUGAACACAGGGUUUGAUUCUUGUUACCAGAGUUUUACACAAAUUAUUGCUUUCCAUGAUGAAACUUCCAUGAGGCCAAAUUUUCUGAUUUGAUAAAAGCAUCAUAAAUGUAUGAAUUGUCAAGAUCAUUGUAAAGUCAUGUGUAGCUAAUAAAAAAAGCAUCAACACAAACAAAUGAAGGUACAAUUUUGUGACUUUCUUUGUAAAAAUAAAUGUAGACAUAUUGAUGUGCUUUGCCCUCCUACAAAGGGGUUUGCCAAAUGUCUGAUGUAAAUACAAUUCUUUUGUAUUAUGUAAGAUUUUAAAUGCAUAGGAAUUCACCACGUAAAGUACCAAGUGGAUUUUCAGAGUGAAAAGUCUAAUGAUUAUUUUUAGUCGUUUUAUUCUGUAUAUUAGUAUCCCUGGAAGAGAGUGUUAGGUUUCUAAGGAGAGUUUAAAAUUACUAAGGAAUUUCCAGGUAUCACCGACAAUGAGACAUUCCUGGUCAGUAAGUGCCAAAGCUGCCCACAUCAAAGCUUUCCCACAUUUCUUUUAACUUAGCAUGUUGAAGAGGAACAUUUCAAGUAAGUGCUGCCUGAAUGUUGGCAGGGCAGAGCCAGCAGUAAACAGGGAGGUGUGAUAAAGAUGAGAAAGCAGUGGUUUCUUAAGGGGCAGAAGGACUCAGGGAAGGGGGACUAUUGUGAUCAGAUUACAUAUGGAAAGAGUUAUUAUUUUCUCUGAAAUUGCUCAAAUGUUGUAAAUAUUUACAUAUUCUGCGUUAGAAAUAACUGCAUGAAAUACAAAUGUGGUGUGUUUGGGCUUCAAAUAGUAUUUUAAAUUAUGACUUAGAGUAUUUUACAGUUUUAAUGUGUGUAUUUAUUUAAGGUUUUGCCAGGUUUAUUAUAUUUGACAUAGCAGUUAAAGUCUGACAAUAAAUGUGUGCAUAUUUAUCUCUG
Messenger RNA from Marmota monax (woodchuck), 4859 nucleotides. RefSeq names its product selectin E (gene Sele). The transcript has 11 exons. Gene Ontology annotation, cellular component: external side of plasma membrane; membrane. NCBI's taxonomy places the organism in Eukaryota, Metazoa, Chordata, Mammalia, Rodentia, Sciuridae. Gene Ontology annotation, biological process: leukocyte tethering or rolling; response to cytokine; heterophilic cell-cell adhesion. Gene Ontology annotation, molecular function: sialic acid binding; oligosaccharide binding. Bases 593 to 2149 code for a protein of 518 amino acids. The record is from RefSeq and is a predicted model, not a curated record.